Molecule: messenger RNA, 1106 nt
Organism: Gracilinanus agilis (Agile Gracile Mouse Opossum)
Lineage: Eukaryota; Metazoa; Chordata; Mammalia; Didelphimorphia; Didelphidae
Gene: SMIM11
Product: small integral membrane protein 11
Exons: 5
Coding region: 174-359 (61 amino acids)
Source: RefSeq, a predicted model, not a curated record
GGAAAAUGGCUACGGGGAGACUGAGCCUUCAGAGCAACAAACACCAUUGAAGGACCUCAUUAAAUCAGCCAACAUAUAAGUGGAUUCUGCCUUCUUUUCCUUUUUCUGCUUCCUUUGUUCUCCGCUCCUGGUGAUCUCUAGCCAGAAACAGUUUCACAACUGAUCCAACCAACAUGUGGGAGCCCUCCUGGAAGGCUUUGGAAAGCCUUCCACUUCUGCUCUAUAUUUUGAUCGCAAAAUCCAUAAUUCUUUGCUUGGCAUUUGCUGGAGGCAAAAUGUGGCAGAGGAAAAGACUUGAAGCACAAAGGAAACAGAAAUUGGAGGCCAUGAAGAAAAAAACAAUUGAGAAGGAUGAAUGACAGAUCUCACAAAGGUGGAUGGAGAAAGCACACACCCAGCCCUAAAGGAUGGAUCAAACUGCUAAAGCCUCAAUAGAAGGAUCCCCCUGGAGCCGUCCUAGUCACCCCCACCCCUGUAAAGCUGGAAGGGCAGAAUACUUGGACUUAUGUGCACACCCAGCUACCUGGGCAGAUAAUUCCCUAAUUUAAUUAGCAGUAGCUAAAGGGGGUCCCUCAGACUGAAAAAAAUCUCAGCCCCUAGCCAGUGGUCUCUGUGCCUCAAAAGCCUACCAAAUGCCCUAGGCUUCCAGGAAAUUUGUAUCCACCCUGUUCUUAGAGCAGCCUUUCACUUUGAACAUCCCCAGACCCACCUGUAUCAGCCCUCUGAUAAGGGUUGGGUCACUGACCCUUUUUCUUUUAACCGGAUACAUGCACUAUGUAGAAAUUGCACUGGGACCCCUGACACCUCCAGGAAGAGAAUGAGGAUGUAAUCCUCUAAUUGUACAUACUAGUAUCCUCAGGAGCCACUGCCCUGCCACAUUUGGGGGUGGGGCAUGGCGUGGGGUCCCUAAAAAGUUCCAAAAGUUCCCAUCACUGGCCUAGCAUAUGCUAAGCAAUUAGUAAAUGCUUCUUGACUAAUUGAUUUGGAGCCAGGAAAAUCUGAGUAGGGGUAGGUAGGUAGAAAAGCCAGCCUGGAGAGAACAGUUGUUAGAUUCAAAUCUAUGGCCUCAGACACUGCCCAGCUGUGUGACCCUGGGCAAGUCACUU